This is a messenger RNA of Angiostrongylus costaricensis, 450 nucleotides long. The record is from the annotation of a GenBank genome assembly. NCBI's taxonomy places the organism in Eukaryota, Metazoa, Nematoda, Chromadorea, Rhabditida, Metastrongylidae.
AUGCGUUUACAAGACGACGGAAACCUUUUCGACUGCUUACACCGCUACACUAUGUUCGUCGGUGUUGUUUCGUGUCUUCAGCAUGUCCUAAUGGACGGCCUCCUAACCCUGCCUCUUCUGACGGACGUCUUCUAUCUCAUUUGCGCUCACUACGGCUGUUCCUCACGAAACUCCUACACGAGGGCGCAAGUGCAAAAGUUCUGGCAGAGCACCAGGAUCAGGACAUUUCUUCAAAUUUUCUCCAUGACUGUACUAUCUCUACUGCGUGUCAUCCUUCUAUCUCUACACGAAUCAGAAGUGGAUGACACUAUUGCUGUGUACUUGGCGUACAUCCAGUUGUCGAUCGCGUUCACUGACAACCUCAGUUUGUGCUGUGAAUUGGAGGAGACUCAGUACAGACGGAGGGAUUUCCGACGGCACGUACAGCGACAAGCCGCUGCUGCUGCUUGA